AUGUCAGAAACAUUACCAGAAGUUGAAAUCUUGCAAGAAGGAGACAACAAAACAUUUGCUCAAAAGGGAGAUUUGGUCACCAUUCACUAUGAUGGUAAAUUAACCAAUGGCAAAGAAUUUGACUCCUCUAGAAAGAGAGGCAAACCUUUCACUUGUACUGUUGGAGUUGGACAAGUUAUCAAGGGUUGGGAUAUUGCAUUGACUAAUAAUUUUGGUAAAGGUGGUAUUCCCAAGAUUUCAAAGGGGACAAAGGCAUUGUUGACGAUCCCACCAGAAAUUGGAUAUGGAUCUAGAGGUUUCCCUGGAUUGAUUCCUGCUAAUUCGACUUUGGUUUUUGAAGUUGAAUUGUUGAAGGUUAAUGAUCAGUAG
This is a messenger RNA of Lodderomyces parapsilosis, 369 nucleotides long. RefSeq names its product peptidylprolyl isomerase (gene RBP1). The coding region runs from base 1 to 369 and encodes 122 amino acids. Gene Ontology annotation, molecular function: peptidyl-prolyl cis-trans isomerase activity. The transcript has a single exon. Lineage: Eukaryota; Fungi; Ascomycota; Pichiomycetes; Serinales; Debaryomycetaceae. The record is from RefSeq and is a predicted model, not a curated record.